AUGCCUACGAACAAACUUUUGGAGGAGAAAGGCUUAGUUUCCUACAAAGCUAUGAAAACUGGAACUACAAUUUGUGGAGUAAUUUUUGAUGGUGGUGUGGUUCUCGCCGCUGACAAGAGGGCUACAGAAGGUAACAUCAUCGCCGAAAAAGCUUGUAACAAAAUAUAUUAUCUUUCCGACAAUAUGUUUUGCUGUGGUGCCGGAACGGCUGCAGAUACCUUUAUGACCUCUCGUCUGAUUUCUUCACAAAUAGAACUUCACAGGCUUAAUUCUGGUCGUUUACCACGAGUUAGUUUCCAAUACUACUGA
Messenger RNA from Protopolystoma xenopodis, 309 nucleotides. Lineage: Eukaryota; Metazoa; Platyhelminthes; Monogenea; Polystomatidea; Polystomatidae. The record is from the annotation of a GenBank genome assembly.